AUGUUUCAACCCGGGUUUGGCGGCGGCUUCGAUCCGGGCAAUCCGGAACAUCUUUACAACCUGGCGCGCGGCCGCAGACCUGUGAUGCAGCGAUUCGAUGAAUACUACAGAUGCUACCCCGUCGUCAUGGCCCCUGGUGCAGAGCGGCCGGAGCUAAAUUACGGUUCGAAAAUCAUCCUGCCGCCAUCAGCCCUAGACAAGGUCUCGAAACUGCAUGUGCAGUGGCCGCUGCUGAUGGAAAUGAUCAACGGAGAGAAGGGACGGCUUUCUCACGCCGGUGUGUUGGAGUUUAUCGCAGAGGAGGGACGAGCAUACAUUCCCCAGUGGAUGAUGGAGACGCUGGGCAUGGACGUGGGAGACAUGAUUCAGAUCCGAACCACAUCACUGGAACUGGCAAAAAUGGUCAAGCUGCAGCCCCAGUCAGUCAACUUUUUAGAAAUUAGUGAUCCAAAGGCUGUGCUGGAGAGGGCGUUCAGGAACUUUGCCACCCUGACCAAGGGCGAUGUGUUCAACUUUGAAUACAACGACGAGAUAUACGAGGUGGCCGUGUUGGAUGUGAAGCCGGAAACAGACAAGAUGGGCGUCAGCAUGAUCGAGACUGACGUGUCGGUCGAGUUCGCUCCGCCCGUCGGCUACGUCGAGCCAGAGAGGAGGAGCGGCACCAACACCCCGGGCAGCACCCGAGGCGGCCUUGCCACAGGAGGACUUGUGCAAAGCCAGGGCACCAUGGCCCAGGCCAUCGGCUUCGGCUCCAUCGCGCCGUCGGUCACGAGAAAUGCCACCAACUUUGUGGGCGAGGGCCAGCGCCUCACGAAGAAGGGCAGCAAGGCGUCGACGCCAAAGCCAGCCACGCCCGUCCCGGCGGAACCAACAGCGCCGCGGAGCCGAACCGGAGCGCCGGCACCGCUGCGCCUGGCCCCAAACAAACUCUUCUUUGGGUACGAAUAUAAGCCGGUGAAGACGACGCAGGAAAAGGAACAGGAGGAGGAGGACGCCAAACGACCGCACUUUGCUGGCCAGGGACAAAGUCUCCGGGGAACCGUCAAGAGAAAGGGCGAGGCAGACGACAAGGGCAAAGCGGCCGACAAGAAAGCCCCUAACGAAGGGUACAGACUGGACGGUCGUCGUCCGAAGUGA
Metarhizium album ARSEF 1941 is the source of this 1137-nucleotide messenger RNA. RefSeq names its product ubiquitin fusion degradation protein 1. The coding region runs from base 1 to 1137 and encodes 378 amino acids. NCBI's taxonomy places the organism in Eukaryota, Fungi, Ascomycota, Sordariomycetes, Hypocreales, Clavicipitaceae. Gene Ontology annotation, cellular component: VCP-NPL4-UFD1 AAA ATPase complex. Gene Ontology annotation, molecular function: polyubiquitin modification-dependent protein binding. The transcript is spliced from 3 exons. The record is from RefSeq and is a predicted model, not a curated record.